Messenger RNA from Populus nigra (black poplar), 1117 nucleotides. RefSeq names its product haloacid dehalogenase-like hydrolase domain-containing protein Sgpp. The record is from RefSeq and is a predicted model, not a curated record. NCBI's taxonomy places the organism in Eukaryota, Viridiplantae, Streptophyta, Magnoliopsida, Malpighiales, Salicaceae. Bases 127 to 849 code for a protein of 240 amino acids. The transcript has 5 exons.
GCCAGCUGGUCUGGAAUCUCCUCAUUGGUUCUCUCUUUAGAUUAACGGCCAAAGGCAUUUGUUGUUUUUCAAGAGCAAAAGAAGAGAGAGAGAGAGAGGCUUCUGUAUUUCCAAGAGCAUCAAAUCAUGACUGUUUCUGAUACUAAAAUUUCUCUCUCCAAGCUUGCUCCAUUGGAAGCUGUACUAUUUGAUGUUGAUGGGACUCUAUGCGAUUCAGAUCCCCUCCACUACUAUGCCUUCCGAGAAAUGCUUCAAGAGAUAAAUUUCAAUGAUGGGGUCCCAAUUACGGAGGAAUUCUUUGUUAAGAAUAUUGCUGGGAAGCAUAAUGAGGAUAUUGCUUUGCUCCUCUUUCCCGAUGAUCUCCAACGAGGCUUAAAAUUCAUGGACGAUAAGGAAACGAUGUUUCGAAGAUUGGCAUCUGAGCAACUGAAGCCUGUAAAUGGAAUAUAUAAAUUGAAGAAAUGGGUUGAAGAUCAUGGGCUGAAACGGGCUGCAGUUACCAAUGCUCCAAGAGCAAAUGCUGAACUUAUGAUCUCACUUCUGGGCCUCUCUGAUUUUUUUGAUGCUGUUAUCCUUGGGGAUGAUUGUGAGCACGCCAAACCACACCCAGAACCCUACUUGAAGGCUCUUGAAGUGCUCAAUGUGUCAAAGGACCAUACCUUUGUGUGCGAGGAUUCUGUUUCAGGCAUAAAAGCUGGAGUGGCAGCCGGGAUGCCUGUCGUUGGUUUAACUACCAGAAAUCCAGAGCAUCUAUUGGUGGAGGCAAAGCCUACACUUAUUAUAAAGGAUUAUGAAGAUCCAAAGUUGUGGACAGCUCUGGAAGAACUUGAUAAGCAGGAGCUGCUGUGAAACCUGCUGCUUGAAUAAUUUCUUUGGUAACUAGAAGGAUUAUGAUUUACCUGAAUAAUUCUUUUCCACGUGAACAAUGUAUCUUCACCUUGAAGCUGCUUGUGGGUUGAUAUCAAGCGCGUGGGCUCAUAAUCGACGAUAUCAAUUUGGUUCUAGGGGCGGUGGCAUUACUUUACAUUUAACUAAAACAUGGGUAUGUAAUAUUAUUAAAAUAUUGGAACAAUCACUUAAGAAAAAUGCAAUCAUAAUUCAUUAGUGUAUUCUAUGA